Messenger RNA from Alligator mississippiensis (American alligator), 3892 nucleotides. It is a transcript of the gene GCK, whose product is annotated as glucokinase. The transcript has 10 exons. NCBI's taxonomy places the organism in Eukaryota, Metazoa, Chordata, Crocodylia, Alligatoridae. Gene Ontology annotation, molecular function: glucokinase activity; mannokinase activity; D-glucose binding. The record is from RefSeq and is a predicted model, not a curated record. Gene Ontology annotation, cellular component: mitochondrion; cytosol. Bases 1 to 1419 code for a protein of 472 amino acids. Gene Ontology annotation, biological process: regulation of insulin secretion; intracellular glucose homeostasis; glucose 6-phosphate metabolic process.
AUGACGUGGGAUUGUGAGGGUAAAUAUAGAGCAGUCAGGCACUCACUGGUGUCUUUCUGGUUCCAGGUGGAGCAGAUCUUGUCCGAGUUCAGGCUGAAGGAGGAAGACCUGAAGAAGGUGAUGUACCGCAUGCAGAAAGAGAUGGACCGGGGUCUCAAGCUGGAGACGCACAAGGAAGCCUCUGUGAAAAUGCUGCCCACUUAUGUACGCUCCACACCCGAGGGCUCAGAGGUUGGGGACUUCCUCUCCUUGGACCUUGGGGGCACCAACUUCCGGGUGAUGCUGGUGAAGGUGGGAGAGGGUGAGGAAGGGCAGUGGAAGGUGAAGACCAAGCACCAGAUGUACUCCAUCCCAGAGGAUGCCAUGACCGGGACAGCGGAAAUGCUGUUUGACUACAUCUCUGAAUGCAUCUCUGACUUCUUGGAUAAGCAUCAGAUGAAGCACAAGAAGCUGCCACUGGGUUUCACGUUCUCCUUCCCUGUCCGGCAUGAGGAUAUUGACAAGGGAAUCCUCCUGAAUUGGACCAAGGGCUUCAAGGCUUCAGGAGCUGAAGGGAACAAUGUUGUGGGGCUCCUGCGAGAUGCCAUCAAGAGACGAGGGGACUUCGAGAUGGAUGUCGUUGCCAUGGUCAAUGACACAGUUGCCACUAUGAUCUCCUGUUACUAUGAAGAUCACCGCUGUGAGGUUGGCAUGAUAGUGGGGACAGGCUGCAAUGCCUGCUACAUGGAAGAGAUGCACAACGUGGAGCUGGUGGAGGGCAACGAGGGCCGGAUGUGCGUGAACACUGAGUGGGGUGCCUUUGGGGCCUCGGGGGAGCUGGACGAGUUCCUCCUGGAGUACGACCGUGUGGUGGACGAGACUUCACUUAACCCCGGUCAGCAGCUCUAUGAGAAGAUCAUUGGCGGGAAGUACAUGGGGGAGAUUGUGCGGCUGGUGUUGCUCAAGCUGGUCAAUGAGAACCUGCUCUUCAACGGAGAGGCCUCGGAGAAGCUGAAGACCAGGGGUGCCUUUGAGAGCCGCUUUGUCUCACAGAUUGAGAGUGACUGCGGGGACCGCAAGCAGAUCUACAACAUCCUGACGGCGUUUGAGCUGCUGCCCACAGUCACAGACUGUGACAUCGUGCGCAUGGCAUGUGAAAGUGUCUCCACACGAGCCGCCCAGAUGUGCUCAGCCGGGCUGGCUGGUGUCAUUAACCGCAUGCGUGAGAGCCGAAGCCAGGACACACUCAAGAUUACGGUGGGGAUUGAUGGCUCUGUCUACAAGCUCCACCCCAGCUUCAAGGACCGGUUUCACGCGGCUGUCCGGCAGCUCACGCCUGGCUGUGACAUCACUUUCAUCCAGUCGGAGGAGGGCAGUGGCCGGGGGGCCGCCCUCAUUUCAGCUGCAGCGUGCAAAAUGGCUUGCAUGAUUGGCCAUUGAGGGGGUGAGCGGGGAUUGACCUAAGGACUACGGCAGCAGAGGCCACGCCUGGGACAUGGCUCCCUCUUGAGUUCUUUAGAGCACUCCCCAGAGCCGAGAGACAAUGAGGGAGAGGUACCCAGUGGGAAGGGGGAGAAGCCUUUUCCAGCCCAGCAUAUCCACCCGCCUCCAGCCUGCUCUGCACCAUGCGCUCACCACGCCAGGUUCAGCCUCUCCCCUCGCUGCCCCUAUUCCCUCCUUUGCUGCUUCCGAGCCAGGCUCACGCCAUAACCGUGGAGAUCUCCUCCUGCUGUUGGUUUGUGGGGCACAGCAGGGGCAGGGCUUCACCCAACCACCCUCUUCUGAUUGGCUCAGUGCACGAAAAGGAUCCAUCAGACAUGGCCAAUCAGCAUGAGUGGCGGUCAUAGAUCUAGCUUCUCUCAGCCAAUCAGGGCCCUGGGCCUCUGUUUCUAUUGGGUUUGAAUGACCACCUCUCUUGAGUUGGCUGGAGGCAGGAUGAGGCCAGGCAGGGAAUGGUCCCCUGUGCCUCCGAACCUGAGGCAGGAAGCAUGGCUCCUCCCUAACCCCUUGCCCUCACAGGGCCCUCUCGCCCAGCUGUGGCCUGACCCCCCAGGAAGGGACCAUGCCUGCUUACAGAGGUACCCUUAGGAGCCCCCUCCUUGACCUACUGGCCUUUUGUGCCCACAGCUGCCCCCUUCCCAUCCUCAGGUAUGCCCAGGAAUCUAGCUCUGGCUCUUCCCUUCCUCUGCAUGCACCAGUGUGCAGAGCCCUUGGCUGGCACAGGGUGUGGGGGGGCUGGCACUGCCCACGACAGCUGGAAGAAGACACAGGGCCUUGAUUCUGAUGCAUGCCUGGGAGGGAUUGUGUGACGGCAGGGAGAUCCCAGCCCCCUGAGGGUGGCAGGCAGGGCCCAUGCCCCACAGUAGAAUCCCAGGGCUUUGGCAAGGAAGGAUGUAGGAUAGCAUUACCCCCGGCUGUCUGUUCUCUCCCUGGGCUUCCCGUCUGGCCUGGCUCUGGGUGAGCCUGCUUCUAUCAGGAGCAAGAAUAUAGCAGGCAUCCUGGCUCCCUCCAAGUUAGCCCUUAGUUGCUCCCAGGGGGAGCUGGCAGGGCUGUGUCUGUUAGGGUCCUCCACCCCAGGUAAAGCCAGCCGUCCAAGGCCUGUCCUCUGCUCAGCGUUAGACACACACAGACAUCCCUUCCAUGCUCCCUGCUGCAGGAAGGGGUUUUCCAGGCUAAUACCUCCAAGCCACAGGUCCAGUGUUGCUGCUGUUACAAAGCCACAUGCAAAUAUGUCCUCUGCCAUUCUCUGUCUAUGCGUGGCAUGCCAACAUGCCCAGAAUCCAGGUCCACGCAGUACCUCCAACACGCAUUGCAAACAGCUCGUCUGAGAUCCUCCCUGGCGUGCAUGCAUCCCCUGCACCACGCCACUCAGCUCAGGGGCACACACUCACACACACAUACAUACCCAGACAUACCCGUGUGCCACUCUCAUCUGUGCAUGUCCACACCCACACUCUGCCCGUGACACUUCAGCUGGACACACAGGGCUUCCAAUUCAUUGUAAGUACGAAUAAAAUGGGCCUCAGGCUCAGCUGCUUGCUAGGCACAACAUUAUGCCCACCGGCGCGUGAUUAGAUUUAGUUUUGCCAUGGAACUCAUGCCUCGGCCACCCACAGCAUGGCAUCCUGCUGGCAUCUGAUGUGUUCCCUGGGACAGGGAGGGUCAGCGGAUGCUACUAUGGACCUCAAAGAGGUGUGAUAGCCAUUCCUGGCCCUGACGUUGACUCCACAUGAGAUUUCAGGUCAGCUCCUUCGUCUUCUGCUCUCUGCACAUCCCUGCUAGCAAGCAAAGUUUCUGUCUCCCUUGGCCUGAAGGGCCUGAAGGAUGCUCAGGCUCUUAGGAUGGACUUGGAGCCUGGGUCUCAUGGUUAGCAGGAGGGCAGGGGCAUUCCAGCUGACAGGGGCAGCUGAUUUAAAGGGAAGCUGAGGUGACCUGGGGUGCUUAGCCCUAGGGUCCCACUGUCUUGCUAAGAAGUGACCCCCUCCCUGCCAAGCAAAUAGUUUGGGAAUCUCAAGGGAAUUCUGCUUCACAGUGGAGGAGACUGCAGUGUUGCCGCCUGUGCCCUUGUGACAAUGCAGCACCCCAGCUUUACCUAGCUGAGUCUUCUUGAGAAGGCCACGGGAUGCAGGGAGCUGCUGGCAGCAGUGGCAUUGCGGGGUGUGAGGCACCCAUCCAUGGUCCAGGCUGAGCCCUGCAGGGUGUCCUGCUGCUGCUGGGGGCUUGUCCCCAGGGCACAGCUGCUAACAGUCUCGGGGCACAGGAGAUGGCUCUCCCUGCAUAAUAAGAGGUGCCUGAGCAGGCUUCCCACUGAGAGAGUCCAGCUUGCAGGAAGGAUGAGGCUCUCCAGGUCUCUGAAGAAGGCAGGUGGAGAGGGGACGGGGCGGGAUGCCACGGCAUGUGCUGACAUGAUAUA